This is a messenger RNA of Linum trigynum, 5600 nucleotides long. Lineage: Eukaryota; Viridiplantae; Streptophyta; Magnoliopsida; Malpighiales; Linaceae. The record is from the annotation of a GenBank genome assembly.
AUAAUAACUAACAAAAAAAACAUGUGAAUUUUUAAGAGAAUAGCAUUUAGGACUUGAUUGACGCAUAUUUUAUUAAAUUUUAUUGGUACAAUGUUAGAAAUUGAAAUUCAGCUUUAAAUAUAUAGUGAAGUAGUCAAUGACGAUGAAGAACCUCCUCUUCUUACUGAUGGAUUCAUGUUAAUGAUUGGUGUUUUGUUCCAUUGUAGCUAGAUGCCUCUUUUCACGAUCGAGGAAGAUCGAUGAUUGAUCAUAUGGAGACAGACUUCUUCGAAAUGUACAUAUGUUAUUGCAUACAUUAUCUAUGUUAGAUGUUGUUCAAAAUUUACCAUAAGGUUGACAUUCGGUUGUUAAAGCUGCAUCUUGAUAUGCGGUCGGUGAUCGCUGGUUGAAUACUAAAUAUGGUGUAUAGACCAAGAAAAGCUCAACAGUGAAUUGUACAUAUAUGUUCAUGCUUGUGGUCGUUGUGGACCUUCGAAAACUUGAAGACCUAUAUAUAUCAAACGUACAAAGUUGCAUUUUUAGGGAUCAAACGUACAAAGUUGUCUUUUUAGAGAAGAUAAUUUGAUGUUAUUAUGUGGAAAAGAUGGCAGGACCAAUUAUAUGUAUGAACGUUCUACAAAUUGCAGGAUAUAUGUUUGAGAUGAUUGGUAUUUAAUUGAAUGGUUGUGCAGGUCCAUCAUAUGUCACAUGUGAUGUUGGGCGCUGGUUGUCAAUCUUUGGGCAUUGAUCUUUUGACCAUGAAGGUUGUGACACCAUGUUUAAUAAUGAAUUAUAUACAACUUAUUUUGUAAUACAGGAACGAGAUAAAGAUUUAAUAUGGAUUUGUACUAUGCUAAUUAAAUUAUGAUAUAAAAAUACAAUCAAUGGACGACGGCUUAGUGUAUAAUAAUGGGUUUACAUACUCUAUACAAUCAAAUGAUGCUAUGAUCCUACUAGCUGUGCCUAGUAAGAUUCUCGAUCAAGUUCGGACCCAUCAAUUUCUUCGUACUCAAUUGAAAGUCAAUCCAUGAACUCAUAUCUUGUGAUUAUUAAUAUCGGAAUUCUAAGAAUUCGAACACAAACCCUUCUAUAAGUCAUCAACUCUAAUACCACAUUUGACAACAAUAUCAUUUUGAUAACUCAAAAGUAGUUAUGAAGCUCGAAUAUAAACUUCAUAAAAUUGUUCUUCAGAAAAUAAGUAAUGGACAAGAACAACUAAUAGACUUCCUAAAUUCACAAAGUCUAUAUCCAAGAGGAUAGAGCUAGUAAGGCUGAUCACCAACAUCAAAGAGGGCAAACAUUGCCAUUUUUUUUCAUGUAACAUAACACUGCAUGAAGGCCAUCAAUAUUGUUAUGGUUCAUAAGUUCGUUUUCGGGCCCAGUGGGCCGGGCCGACGGAUCAAACCAAAACUCCCAGUUAGAAUAACAUUGAGCUGAAAAGAUUGCAAACAAGCCCAAAGAUUGCAGGAACAACGCGUGUGUUUCCACUUUCCAGGGCGCGCCUUUCGUCCUCUUCUGGAACCUAACAUAGCCGAGCCGAGCCGAGCCCCUCAAAAUGUGAUUUUUUUUUCUUCUUUUGUCCCCGCAGACACCGCUUUCAAGAGAAACCCUAAUUAAACAAACGAACCAACCAAAAACAAACCAGUAGGUUUCUCGAUAGGACGACCCAGCUGCCAGAGACUACCACGUGUCCCAUCUCCCUUUCCCUUUUCGUCCCUCCGGUGCUGCCUGCCUAACACUUUCUCCUCUCCCAUUGGUCCAAAUGGAUUGCCUUGCUGGGCUCCACCUUCCGUUGCGCUUAGAUUAUUAGCAGUUAAUCAUCCAAAAAACCCAGAUAUAUUAUUUCCGUAAUUACCAAUUAACUACUGUCAAAAACUCCAGCUGGCAAUUUUGAUCCAAUAGGAAGAUCGAGUGUACAUUACAGGUAUUGAGAUAUUUCCUCCCGAAUGUUCUGGACAAGUGAACUUGGAGAUUUAUUUCCAUUUGAAAAAUAAAAUAUCUGGUUGCUAUCCAAGUGCAUUGUACGUUGUAUAUGAACAACAAAAGGGAUGUAGACAAUAAUAAUACAAAUAAGGUACCAGUUGGCUCGACGUGACCUGCCAAAUACAAAGUUAGAUAACGUAAAACUAGGUAUCAAUAAUGUUAUCCCACAUCAAAUCCUCAUACCAAACUAUAUAUAUUGUAUUAUUAUGAUUAUAUUUGGACAUUAUGUGAAUCACAUCUUUAGUUUUGUUGGAAACAAUAAUCUAGUUUUGGAGAUAAUGGGGGAUAAUGGAUAUAUAUACCUGAGAAAGGGUUUGACCAUGUCAAGGAUUUGGAUCUAUUAUAGAUUGGAGAGUGUGUAAAUCUUGAAAUUUAUGACACAAUAAUCAACUUGAAGGAAUACAUGGCAUUGGUUAUAUCAAUGUGUUUUGCUGUAAAAACAUGUAAAAUUAUCCAUUGCAAACCAACCCCUCGUGGGGCAUAUAUAUUAUUUGUGGUACAUAGAUAUUAAUCGAAGAGCGACUUUUUUCCGGAUUACAAAAUUAUUAUCACCAAGUUGGAGUAGACAAAUAGAGAACUAUAUAAAUUACAUAAAUCUAUGUUGUUGUAAAAACAAAUAAAACGAUCGAAAAAAUUCGUUCUGGUAUAUAAUUUGACGCAAACUGAUAUCAUGAGCUCCAGCUUCGCCAUUGCAACCAACCCCUUCCCCUUGUCGGAAAUACUCACGGCAAGGAAACAUACCUCAUCAAAAAGACCAUUCGUAGAAACUCAUAGUCAUAGGUCGACCACCAUAUACAUCAUCAACGGCUGUUCUUGUGUUUUCUAUCUUAAUUGGAAAGCUUGAAAUGUAAGUGAAACUGCUAAACUUACCUUGAUUGGCCAGAACAGGAGAUAUUAUUUACCUUUGAAGAUAUGGGUCGGGUCGGAUCGGGACAACGCAGCAUGGGAAAAAUCUGGCCUAUCACAGCCUAACAUUGUAUACCAAUAUUUGCCCUAGGACACGUGUUUACCUGAGGACACGUGUACCGUAUCGAUCCCUUCAUGUCUCCCACCCUCUCCCCUUAAUUAACGCCUCCACUGCUCCCUCAUCUCUCACAAAACCCCACCUCCGCCGGAGAAAGAAACGAUAGAAAGAGAGAAACAAACAAGCAUCAGAGAGAUGAACCGCGGUGGAGAAUCAUCAGCCAUGAUAAGCUGGUCCGCCAUGAACAGCCCUACCACCUGCAGAUCCGGCUUCAGAUCGGUGCAAGACGUCGGUCCGGCGAUCAUCAACCGGCUCAUGCUCCGGUUCCGACCCAUCGCCCCCAAACCCUCCCCCUCCUCCCCCGCCACGGAAAUACCCUCCGCCACAACAAACAGCUGCACGCCUAGAAAGAGACGGAAGUACGAUAGGGCUCGCAAGAGCAACAAUAACAAUGGAUCCCAUCCCAAAAGAAAGGACACCUCGUCAUCUUCAUCGUCAACAUCAUCGUCAUCACCGACACAUCCUCCUAAACCCUCAAACGACGUCGUAACGCUCCAGCUCCUCCCGGAGAACAACCUUCCACGCGCGGCACGUGAUCAGGCGCCGGCAAAGAAACAACGACGAGCAGCUCUAGAUGAUGAGUCGUGUCCUCCGUCUCGGUGCAACCUGGAUCUCGCCGUGUCCGCGUCAGCAGAUCUGGUGUCGUGUCGGCGGGAGAAGGUGGUGGAGGAGUCGCGGGUGACGGUGGAGUCGAGGGCGGAGAUCUCGUCCUCGGACUUAGCUUACUGCACGGGUCUGGAGGAAGUGAAGAUGCGUUUGAGUGUCGACACGUGUCCGGGGCUCGUAACUGACGGCUGCAACCGGGUGGUGUGGGUGAACGGCGCGUACAGGAGGAUGGUGGGGAUGAUGACGGCGGCCGCCGUGAGGGUGGUGAUGAAGGACGAUGAGGUGGCGGCGUGUUUUGGCCGGGAGAUUGGAGGAGGAGCGUACACGUGUUGGGUGAGGGUGAGAGGGGAGACGUGGAGGAAGGAGAUGGUGCCAUGUGACGUGUGGCGGCUGGAGAAUGGUGGGCUUGCAUGGAGGCUGGACGUUGAGUCUGCACUCACCCUUGGGCCGGGUUAAAAUGCGUAGUUAAAAGGGUUGGGGAAGUUUUUUCCCCAAAGGACACUAAUCGCUGUCCCAAAAGCAUACUUAAAGCAAGGAAAUUAGCUUUAUAUGCAUAUGGGAAGUAAUUAUCCUCCUUGAGAACAAGAGGCUGGGUUUUCGCGAUUUCGUAGUUGAUUUGUAACCCGGAGAUGGUAGGUUUGAUUUUCAAGGUAUACUUGUUUUGUUAUGCAGACUCUCUUCAUUAACAUGUAAAAAAUAAAUAAACCAGUCUUCGUUUCUUCUCAAUAGUGUAGUUAUAGGAGUCCAAGAGUUAUAUUGGGGAAUCUGGUCUACAUACCAAAAGCUAGACUGGUGGAAUUGUGCAUUAUAGAUAUGGUCCUAAAUCACGUUUGUGAUGUUGUCGAGACUAGCAAAUAUGUGUUUCCCGCCCGCAUUAUUGGAGGGUUCCCAUGUACUCUCAAGGCCUCUCGAUCAAAUCUGGAGAGGUUUAUUACUAUGUCAAUGAUAUAUAUCAGUAGCACAAAAUGUAUGUUUGCGUCCUAAAAAUUGCGGGCUAUAUAUAUGAUGUUUUAUCAUGCACUCAUAUAUACAUGUCGAUUGAGCGCUAUGAUUUCAUCUCGAGUCGAGUGGUUGACAAUUUUCACAAUGAGUAUUCUGGCAUUUAUUAAAUAAUCUUCUCUCGGGCAGCCGGCAGGUAGGUCACUUAAUGGACUUGAAAUGAUGUAUAUUUUUUUUUUGUCUCGUGUUUAAAUCUAUUGUUAAUAAUGGACUUAUCAACAAAUAGUGAUGCGAUUUGUUUCACAAUUGAGGUUCAUGACAUGGUGUUAAUAACUAGCUAGAACCCGAUAAUUUGAUUAUUGAGAAAUGACAAGGUUCUGUAAUGAAAUUCUUACAUAACUUCGAACUUUAUGAAUGUGUAUUUGCUCGUUGAAAUCAAACUUAUUUGAUCAAAUAUGGUUGAAUUCGCCAAUAUACUUAAGAAUUUUACAAUGUGUUUCUUCCGUCUUUAUUAAAUUUCACUGUAAAAUAGUAAAAAUUCCGAACGUAAAUAAAGUAUAUUCACAAGUGAAGUUCAAAAACUCAAUAGAAUCAAAGGUUUGCCGAUUUUACUAUCUAUGAUUCUCCAUCUCUUUCAAUUUACUUGAUCAUCAAAUAUUGAAGUAAUGAUUCGCGAGUAUUCAAAUACGAGAUUGUUGUUCUCGAUAUCAAUAACUUGAAUUAUUCUGGAAUGCUAAACUUAUAAACUUUGUUUUAUUUUUAGUUAAUGAUUAAUGGGUGACGCCAAAUGGCAAAUAGAACUCAUAGGCUUCCUAUUAUUUAUUGGGAAAAAAGGCUAUUUUUCAAGAGAAAAUAAUUUCGUGAAGGUCUAGGAGUAGUUUCAUAAAGCCUAUGUCCAGCGGGUACAGCUACUAAUGUUUAGUGGGCUCGUUAACAGGAAUAAAGCCCAACAUUGGCAGUCUGCCAACAUCGUGCGGGAAGCCCAUCAUUGUCAUUAGUGCUCCAAUCAGCCCAAAAGCCUAGUUAUCAUGCUCUGUAGUUGAGAUGAUAACAAAGGCCCAAAAGACCU